Pseudomassariella vexata is the source of this 1466-nucleotide messenger RNA. Its product is annotated as cyclin-like protein. The transcript is spliced from 2 exons. The record is from RefSeq and is a predicted model, not a curated record. Lineage: Eukaryota; Fungi; Ascomycota; Sordariomycetes; Amphisphaeriales; Pseudomassariaceae. Bases 217 to 1269 code for a protein of 350 amino acids. Gene Ontology annotation, molecular function: cyclin-dependent protein serine/threonine kinase regulator activity. Gene Ontology annotation, biological process: regulation of transcription by RNA polymerase II; regulation of cyclin-dependent protein serine/threonine kinase activity. Gene Ontology annotation, cellular component: nucleus; transcription factor TFIIK complex.
ACCAUUGCCAUGAGCAUGCGCUUCACGAAUACAUUCCUGGCCUCGUCUCGACCUUAGCCGCUGAGGUUCUACUGCGCCAAAAAUAUAUUCUCUUAACACCUCUCAAAUUCAACACCGCCUGUGGAGCUUUGUGACCUCAGCAUCUGCGUUGCGACUGCCUGGUACCUCGUCGCCCCGAUUUCACCCAAAUCCCCUGCCUCGACUCCCUCAGCCAAAAUGGCGACCGAAGAUGCGCGCUACCGACAAUCCUCCCAAUUCCGCCUGUGGUCCUUCGCGCCCUCCCACCUCGCUUCCCUACGUAGCGAAAGCAACAUGCUCGCGAAAACAGCCAUCUCAGCACGUCUACAAUCCUCCAAUCCACCCGUUUGCCCCAUCCCUGACUUCCUCACCCCAGCCGAAGAAGCCUCCCUUUUGACGUACUACACCAACGAGCUCCUGCGCGCCGCCGAGUUUUGCGAGCUCCCCACCGAGAUCCGCGCCACCUCGGCCAUCUUCUUGCGCCGCUUCUACGUCACUAACUCCAUCAUGACGUACCCUCCGACCGAGCUGCUCAAGACGUGUCUGUUCUUCGGGUCCAAGGCCGACGGGUUCUACAUCCGGCUGAACAAGUUUGCGGAGAAGUUCCCCAAUACUACCGGCGAGGAGGUGAUUGCGGCCGAGUACAUUUUGUGCCAGGGAAUACGGUUCGCGUUCGAUGUGCGGCAUCCCUUUCGGGCGCUUGAGGGCGCUAUUAUGGAGUUAAGACGGCUGGAGAGUUUUGAGAACGAUAGGAUUGAUCGCGCGCAUGGAAAUGCUAGGAAUAUCCUUAAGUACAGUCCGUUAGUCACGGAUGCGUAUUUUCAUUAUACGCCGAGUCAGAUUAUGUUUGCUGCUUUGUCACUAGCAGACGAGGAUCUGGCGGAGCGGUUGAUAAAGAAUGCGUUCUCAGGGGCGCCUUGGGAAGUCGAGAAGAAGGUCGUGGAGGUGGUGCAGUCGUGUAGAGAGAUGUUGCAAUGCGAGCCGCCAGAGAAGAUGAAUGACCAAGAGGUCAGGAAGGCGAUGAAGCCUCUGAUCAAGAAGCUGAAGAAGUGCCGAGAUCCCGACAGAGUCGACUUGGUGGCCUUGCAGAAGGCGAGGAAGGAACAAGCCGGACAGAAGCCCAAGAAGCCCAAGUCUGGACUGCAGGAUGAUGAGGCAGUCUUUGGUGGAGCCCUCGUUGACGAACGCGAAGCUAAGAGGCGCAAGAUGGCCGAGGCUGCCAAUGAUCCCUUUGGACCUGCUCUAGGUUGAGAUGAAGUGCUUCUGACCAGGACCAAUGCAGGGAGGCCGACGAAACACCAGGAUGGGCACGAGACAUAAGAACGAGGCUAUACGAAGAGUGAUGAUGCUCCGUGGACAGCUCUAUACCCCAUCACUUUUGACAUUAGUCACAGCAUGAUCUAGUAAUGUACAAAUGCUUUAUAUACAGACGUUGAACAUUGCGUAGG